Spathaspora passalidarum NRRL Y-27907 is the source of this 2102-nucleotide messenger RNA. RefSeq names its product 40S ribosomal protein eS6 (gene RPS6A). The record is from RefSeq and is a predicted model, not a curated record. The coding region runs from base 50 to 760 and encodes 236 amino acids. The transcript has 2 exons. Lineage: Eukaryota; Fungi; Ascomycota; Pichiomycetes; Serinales; Debaryomycetaceae. Gene Ontology annotation, cellular component: ribosome. Gene Ontology annotation, biological process: translation. Gene Ontology annotation, molecular function: structural constituent of ribosome.
AUUUUCUCUUCAAUUCAACAGGGCAUAGAAACAACCAUAUAGAUCCAAUAUGAAGUUAAACAUCUCUUACCCAGCCAACGGUACUCAAAAGUGUAUCGAAAUUGAUGAUGAACACAAGUUACGUGUCUUCUACGAAAAGAGAAUGGGCCAAGAAGUCAAGGGUGACUCUGUUGGUGACGAAUUCAAGGGUUACAUCUUCAAGAUUACCGGUGGUAACGACAAGCAAGGUUUCCCAAUGAAGCAAGGUGUCUUGCACCCAACCAGAGUUAAGUUAUUAUUAGCCAAGGGUCACUCUUGUUACAGACCAAGAAGAACCGGUGAACGUAAGAGAAAGUCCGUCAGAGGUUGUAUUGUUGGUCAAGAUUUAGCCGUCUUGGCUUUAUCUGUUGUCAAGCAAGGUGACUCUGAAAUUGAAGGUUUAACCGACACCACCACUGCUAAGAGAUUAGGUCCAAAGAGAGCUAACCACAUUAGAAAGUUCUUCGGUUUAACCAAGGAAGAUGACGUUAGACAAUUCGUUGUUAGACGUGAAGUUACCAAGGGUGACAAGACUUACACCAAGGCUCCAAAGAUCCAAAGAUUGGUUACCCCACAAACCUUGCAAAGAAAGAGAGCUUUGAAGGCUCAAAAGGUCAAGAACGCUCAACAACAAAGAGAUGCUGCUGCUGAAUACGCUCAAUUAUUGGCCAAGAGAUUACACGAACGUAAGGAAGAAAAGGCUGAAAUCAAGAAGAAGAGAGCUGAAUCCUUAAAGGCUUAAGUGUAACCAUACUUUGUUUUAUAGUACAUCUUUAUUCUCUUUUCAUUUUUAUAAUUUAAUAUAAAAAAUUACGGUUAAAACAUAUAUAUUACAGGGUUAGACUUAGAAUGGGGGGUGCCUGGCUAUUUACCAUUUUGAAUACGUUUUCCAGUAGUAGUAGUUGGUUCCUCACUAGUUCUUUUUCUUACCAACCGCUUAAUAUUCUCAUAGACUUGGUCAGUAGUUAUGUUGGAAGCAUAAGUGAAAUUCUUCCGUAUAUAAUUCUCUUGUUGUUGUUUAUACCUUGGAUCUCUCAAUAAUGAUUUCAAAUGAUUAUCAAACUCAGACUCGGGGAUGAGCUUACCAGUGAUUGGACAUUUGAUAUUCUGCUCUUGCGAUUUUGGGGUACUUGAUUUCUUUAAUCGGGAUGCACCAGCUGCCUUAAUCUUCAUACCUUUGAAUGGGCCAGGAACGGCAGCAUUAGGCUCUGGUUCUUCUUUAUCCAAGAUUUCUUCUUUCUCUUCCGGUACAACUUCGAUAGCAACCUUGGGCAAUUCGACUUCCCUGCUCUUGGAUUCAAGCGAGCGAGUAACCAACUCAUCUCGGGUUAAAGGUACACUCAAUUCUUGCACUUCAUCAACAGCGUCAAACUCAAUCUUGCCCACAAGAACAAAAUCCUGCCAGUCGAUCAGGGCAUAGUGAAUCUGUUGCUGUUGCUUAAGCUGUUCUUGAUUCUUCUCCUUCACUUUAUUCUGAGAUAUGUAUUGUGCUCUAUCAUAUGCUAUGGUUAAGAUUUCAAAUUUGUUCGUGUGUGAAGGUAGUGGUUGCUCCAGCUUGUACAAGUCUAUAACUUUCUUAUAUUGGGUGAUGUAUGUUUGAAAGAGCUUAUGGAGUGAAUGUGAGGUGUUAAGAAACUCAAACUGGGCUCGUUUUCCAAGUUUUGCUUCGUGUUCUAGUAAGCUAGGGAUCUUGUCUGUGCCAUUCUGGGCAAUGUAUAAUGCUGUAGUAUUGAUUAUGUCAAGGUCAUGGGUAGAUAUAGCUGGUAGGUCAACCAAGAAUGACAAGUCUCGAGGUUUAUCAACCACUAUAUCUUCAUCGGAAGUGGGAACUUCUUGCUCCUUGGGGGUUUCACAUGAUAGUUUCCACAGAUAGUAUGCGUGAUGAGGAUCUCCAUCGAGGAUGAAAUCAAACUUGUUGUCCUUGUUAUUACUCAACAAUCUCUCUUCAAAUGAUUUCCCAUUCUUUAUCACAUAUGUAACUGUUUUGUCUAUAGUUUCCUUGACGUCCUUAGGAGGAACAACGAUAUCUUUCGGUAUGCUCAUGCUGUCAAUGUCUUAGACUGCACUCUAUCUCUCUCUCGUAU